GAGCCACAGCCUCACACGUUGUUUUGGCUGUGGACGUGUGUUUAGCUAACAGAGGCGUUUGAUUCAGUUUCGUCCCCGUCCUCGUUCACGUCGUAACGUCCCGCUGCGUCUCUCGUGUGUGUGUGUGUGUGUGUCUGGUUGAACUUGUGUGUUGGAUGUCACUGAAACCCAAGUGACGCAUUUUGGACAGAAGAAGUCUGAAGUCUGAAGGAAGCUAAGUGGCUAAGUGGCUAAGCGGCAGCAUGGCGGCGGUGCUGGAGCUGGUAGCCGGGAGCUACGAGCAGGUCGUGUUCGGUUACCGGGUGAAAACGGAUGAACAUGAGUGGACAGCCAAGGCGGACUUCACGCAUCACGCCCACUCAGCCUCCAUCUCGGCGGCGGCGGCCAGCGAGAGGUUCGUGGUCACGGGCAGCAGAGAUGAGACCAUCCAGCUGUACGACAUGAAGAAGAGGGUCGAGCACGGUGCUCUGCUGCACCACGACGGCACCAUCACCUGCCUGGAGUUUUAUGGAACGUCCCAUUUGCUGAGUGGAGGAGAGGACGGACUCCUGUGUGUGUGGAGCACAAAGAAGUGGGAGUGCCUGAAGUCCAUCAAAGCUCACAAAGGCCACGUCACGUCGCUGUCCGUCCAUCCUUCUGGGAAAAUCGCCCUUUCAGUCGGGACAGAUAAAACUCUCAGAACGUGGAAUCUGAUUAAUGGAAGAUCAGCCUUUAUCAAAAACAUAAAACAGAAUGCACACAUCGUUAGAUGGUCUCCAGAUGGGAGUAAAUAUGUGGUCGUGGCGGACGACAAGGUGAACAUCUACGACCUGGAGACGGCCUCAGUGACGGCAACGGUUACAAACCCCAAAAGGAUCUCGUCCAUUAAGUUCUUAAAUGACUCCCUCCUGGCCGUCGCAGGAGAUGAUGAAAUUGUGAGGAUAUGUGAAAUGGGAAAAGAGGAAUUUGUUUGCGAGUUCAAGGCUCAUGAAACCAGGGUGAAAGCAGUCGACAGUUUUCAUAUGGAGGAUUACUGCGUGUUGGUGACGGCUUCAAACGACGGAUUCAUCAAAAUGUGGAAACUCCAUCUUAAAGAGGAGCUGGAACCUCCCACGCUCCUCGGGGAAGUGAACACAACAGCCCGGCUGACGUGCCUCGCCGUGUGGAAACCUUCGUCGGCGCCGCAGAUCGCUGAGGAACCUGCAGCCGAGGCGACAACAUCCGAAGAACUGGCUCGAGAACUUUCAAAGAAGAAGAGAGUUCGAAUUUCGAUGGAAGAGGUCAUUCUAGAAGAUGAGAGCAAACCCAAAAAGAAGAAAAAGGACGGUGGAAAAUAAAACGAGCAGCAAUAAAACCAAAAUCUUUUUAAA
This is a messenger RNA of Scophthalmus maximus (turbot), 1349 nucleotides long. RefSeq names its product PAK1 interacting protein 1 (gene pak1ip1). NCBI's taxonomy places the organism in Eukaryota, Metazoa, Chordata, Actinopteri, Pleuronectiformes, Scophthalmidae. The record is from RefSeq and is a predicted model, not a curated record. Gene Ontology annotation, molecular function: protein binding. Bases 243 to 1316 code for a protein of 357 amino acids. The transcript is spliced from 10 exons.